This is a messenger RNA of Hansenula anomala, 1239 nucleotides long. RefSeq lists its product as uncharacterized. NCBI's taxonomy places the organism in Eukaryota, Fungi, Ascomycota, Saccharomycetes, Phaffomycetales, Wickerhamomycetaceae. Bases 1 to 1239 code for a protein of 412 amino acids. The transcript has a single exon. The record is from RefSeq and is a predicted model, not a curated record. Gene Ontology annotation, molecular function: oxidoreductase activity.
AUGUCUGAAGAACAAGCUGAUCCUCAACAACUGAAAAUUUCAACCUAUCUACCAGAUACCCCAGCACCUCGUCCAAUCUCUCCACCUCCACCAUCCCAUUUGAAAAGAGUUGGUAGACCUUUAAGACAUGUUCAAUACAUUCCAACAAAGCAAUUGGUUUAUUUUUCCAAAAACAAGGAACCUACAUUCACCUAUGAUAUCAAAUACAAAACACCAAUCAAAUCAAACAAUGUUGUUGUUCAAAUCAAAUCCGUGGGGUUAAAUCCUGUUGAUUUGAAAAUUCGUAAUGCUUAUUCUUCAAAUUUUAACUAUGAAAGAGGUAUUGGUCGUGAAUAUUCAGGUGUUAUAGCCGCAGUUGGUGAUAAGUACAAGACAACAUGGAAAGAGGGUGAUGAAGUUUGUGGGAUUUAUUUCCAUCCGAAUUCUCUUGGAACUGUUUCUUCAGAUGUUAAAAUUGAUCCAAGUGUUGAUCCUAUUGUUAAGAAACCAAAACAGUUAUCAUGGGAAAAAAGUGGAAGUUGGCUAUAUACUUUUGGUUCUGCAUGGCAAAUUUUGAAACAAGUUGAGAAAAAAAUCUCAAAAGAUUCAAUAGUUUUAAUUAAUGGUGGUGCUUCAAGUGUUGGUUUGAUGUGUAUUCAGCUAUUGAAGCAUUAUUAUAAAUUGGAUAAUAUCGUUGUGAUAUGUUCAGGUUCUGCAAUCAAAUUAACUAAAUCUGUUGGUGCUAAAUUGGCUAUAAACUAUACUGUUAAUUCAGAUUUGCCAAAAGUUUUACAAUUAUUAACCACAACGGGUGUCUAUAGAGAUUAUGACUCUGAUGGAACUCAAUUUGAAUCUCGUGAUAUACCAGCCAAGAAAAUCGAUGUCAUAAUUGAUUGUGUUGGUGGUUAUACAUUGAUGGAGAAGGUUAAUGAUUAUUUAACAAAAGGUGGUUCAUAUAUAACGACAGUUGGUGAUUAUAAAUCUGAUUAUAGAAAAGAUGUUUAUAAUUCUUGGAAUAAUCCUGCAAUGAAUGCUCGUACAAUGUUUGGUUCAAUUUGGAGUUUGAGUUAUAUUCCAUUCCAUUUCAAUCCAAAACCUAAUGAUGAAUGGUUACAAGUUGGUGUUGAUAUGUUGGAAUCUGGGGAAAUUGAUAAUAUUAUUGAUUCUGUUUAUGAUUGGAGACAAUAUUCAAAAGCUGAAGCCAAGUUGAAAAAAGGUCAUGCUCAUGGUAAAGUUGUUUUGAAUAUUGAAGAUUUUUAA